AUGCUGCUCGGCGAGCUUCUCUUCGGCACCGAUGCAAGACGGGGUGCAGAUUCCUCCUUUCCGCUCUGCCCUCCUCCUGUGUCGCCACCUGCCUCACUUGACAGCAUCGCAACUGUGUUUGGUGCCGCUGCUACGGCAGGUGGUGCCGAUCCGCCAUGCCUGCGUCGCAGUCGCCCCCCGCUACACCUCACGCAGACCACCUUGGAUCUCGGUCAGGCGGAGCCGACGAUUGCCACGCGUUGUCCGCUCUGUCACAUGCUUUACGCUGCCGAGGAUGACGAGGACGCCGCGCUGCACAGGCGCUUCUGCCGAGGCGAAGAGCGACUUCGUCGUCGUGAACGUGGUCCGCUCGAUGCGUCGUCGGCCUUCGCGACUGCCUUCCGCUCACGACGCGCUCGGACGGAAGCCGCCGCGAAGCCUUUAGCGCCCCGUACGCACACGGCAGCGCUGGCAGUGGGCAUGCUGGAGGCUCUGAGUGGUGCACAGACGGGGCAUUCACUCAGCCCUUUGCUGUCGAACACUACAAGGACGUCACAACGAGGUGGCCAACGUCGCCGAGAGGGUUGGGCUCGCGGAGUUGGCAAGGCAAUCCAUGCCACGACCAACACGCCGACUGACGUGGUUGAUGCCACAGUUUGUUCGUGCAGAAGUGUCUUCUGCCCACUGCUGUCGUCCUCCUCACCACUGGAGGUGUUUCAUCUCGUUUUCAACGCGUGUCGCUUGACGGACAGGAAAGGGGCCGGCAUGGCUCUCAGGCUGCUCGAGCUGCUGGACUUCACGCCAGUUGUAGUGCGUGCCGCCGCCGCGUGUACAAAUUCCCCGCCGACUGCGCUGUCAUCUCUCUCAUGUAAAAACACCCCUGUCGUGCCGACAGUAAAGGACAGCGCUACGCCGACUGUUCACAUGGUGUGUGUGGUGGAUGCCGUGCUACGGCAGCUGCUAUGCGCCGUGGUCGGAGAGCCUCGGAGGCGCGAGCAAGAUCCAGAGCUCUGUGUAGAGCGGCGCGCUGAUGGGACAACGGUGUGCAGCACACGCCGGCACUUCACGCACGGCGACGUGGCGGGACUGUGGUUGUGCUCCCCUGCCGAGCUCAGCACCGCGCAGGAAACGUGGGCGAAGAGAACAGCGGCGCCGUUUACACCGACGCGUCAGACGCUGGAGAGCUUUUUCGGCACUCACGCAUUCAGUGGUGCGCCGUCCUCGACACAGACACACGCAGCCCAUACCAUCGAUAAGGCCCAAGAGCGGUGUCAAGAGGCCGCUGGUGUCGCACUCCACACCCUUGCCCAACGCCUUGUGUACGGCAGCAGUCUGUGCCCUGCGCAGCACCUCUCCUAUGCACAGGCAGCUGUCGCAGCAGCGGUUGCCUAUGUGGGGGCCGACUUCAUUGAGGAGAGCCUGGCAGCCGUUUCCUCUUGCUACCCCGCUGGGGCCAUACUGGCACCCCGCGAAGACGUGGCAGAACCGCAGCCACUUUACACGCACGACGACAACAGCGAUAGCAGCAGCGACAGUGACAAUGCCGACGAAGGUGACACUGUGGUGAGUCGUGAGUGA
Molecule: messenger RNA, 1557 nt
Organism: Leishmania braziliensis MHOM/BR/75/M2904
Lineage: Eukaryota; Euglenozoa; Kinetoplastea; Trypanosomatida; Trypanosomatidae
Exons: 1
Coding region: 1-1557 (518 amino acids)
Source: RefSeq, a predicted model, not a curated record